Eleginops maclovinus (Patagonian blennie) is the source of this 2939-nucleotide messenger RNA. Its product is annotated as RNA polymerase II elongation factor ELL-like. Gene Ontology annotation, biological process: transcription elongation by RNA polymerase II; positive regulation of transcription elongation by RNA polymerase II; snRNA transcription by RNA polymerase II. The transcript is spliced from 12 exons. The coding region runs from base 148 to 2004 and encodes 618 amino acids. Gene Ontology annotation, cellular component: transcription elongation factor complex. The record is from RefSeq and is a predicted model, not a curated record. Gene Ontology annotation, molecular function: cis-regulatory region sequence-specific DNA binding. Lineage: Eukaryota; Metazoa; Chordata; Actinopteri; Perciformes; Eleginopidae.
UCUACUCCAGAAUAGCGCGCGGCGGAGGAGCAGCCACACCGACCCGCUCAGUCCUUUCUUUCUCUUGAUCCUGUCGCCAAUGUUUGUUUGUUUAUGUGGGAUUUGUUCGGUCCGGAAUAAGCCUGACAGGGGCGAGUGUGUGGCGGGAUGUCUGCUCUAAAGGAGAACCAGUGUUACGGGUUAUCCAGCAGUAAACUGAGCAACGGCGCUAACGUCUCUGUUUUUCAUGUAAAACUCACUGACAGCGCGGCAAGAGCCAUUUGCUCCUUUCACAACGGCAAGGGUUGGUCCUCCCGUCCCACCAUCAGUUUUAAUGGCAGCAAAGGGAGGAUCUCCGUCCCCUGCUCAGAGAACAGAGACGACUGCAGGGUCUUCACCUUUGGCCUGACGAGCGUCGCCCGGGAUAAUCCCAAUGGAAGCUUUGACUGCUUCCAACAGCUUUGCACUGGUGCUGCCGAGGAGCUGUCAUGUCUCGGGGUGAUUCAGAGAAAGAUGACAGUGAACGCCACAGAUGACUCGUACGAUAAGGCCCGACAGAGCAUGGCUCAGGCUGAGGAGGAGACACGCAGCCGAGGGGCCAUUGUCAUCAAGCAGGGGGGGCGCUUCCAGGGUAAGAAGGUGACGGUGCGAGCCCCGAAUCCCGCGCUGGCCAGCCUGACCAAACCCCGACAGGCGCCCCAGUCCCUCCUCAGCAACAUUAAGAGGCGUGUCCAAGUUCCCGAGUCUAAGCCGAAGAAGGGGCCGUGUGCUUCACACAGGAAGAGUGUGGGUGACGUGCAGGAGAGGCCGCUCAGGGAGAGAGUAACACAUCUGCUGGCCCUGAGGCCAUUCAAGAGGCCGGAGCUCAUCUUGAGGCUGCAGAGAGAUGGACUGACAGCCGGAGACAAGGACAUGCUGGACUCUGUGCUGAUGGAGGUUGGUCAGCUCAACAGUAGAGACAAAACAAUGGUCCUGAAGGACGCUCUGUAUAAGGAGCUGCACAAGGACUGGCCAGGAUACACCUCAGGAGACCAGCAGCUGCUGAAACGCAUCCUUGUCAGGAGACUAUUUCAGCCACAACAGAACCUCCUCACCGUCCCAGAGGCUCAGGUCAGUCCCCUAAGAGAUACCCCCAACUCCUCCCCAGCGCACCGCCCAAAACCUUCCCUGCCAGAGGAAUACACCGACCCUCUGGCGAAUAAGAAGCCCAGGAUAUCCCGCUUUUCCUGCAAAACAGCUGACAAGAAGUCAAGAGCGAGGCCGUCAGAACAAGCAGCUUUUCAAGACGCCACAGAAGUGAAAGGGAACGACGGGCAAAGGGACUCGCUUGAUCCUCGACAGCUUAUUGACUCCCUGUCAGCAGCGUGUCAGCGGAAAGCGGAGGUGGCCGAGAGGCUAGAACCAACACCGGUUCUUCAAGAGGAACCCAAAGUCAUAAAAGACUCUCCUCCACCCAACUCUGAUCGCCCUCCGUCUCCUCUGACGGUGCCUGACCUGCACAGACACACCAUCAAAAGGAAGAAGAGCAAACACAAGCACAGUGAUCAGGAGAAGGAUAGGACGAGAGACAAGAAAAGAAAGAGAAAGGAUCACAGCUCAGACGAUCCAAACGAUAAAGUCACCAUGGACAGCAUAGGGCCGAGUGAAAUCUUGUUUCAAUCUGAAGUGCUUCAAGAAGACAAUGACAAAGAAGACUUUUUAUUGACGUACACAGCCAUUUGCAGCCAUGAAACGAGACAGAGCUACAAGCAGGACUUCAACACGGAGUACAACGAGUACAGGGAUCUACACGCUCGUAUUGACGGAGUGACGCGGCAGUUCAUGGAGCUGGACGCGCAGCUCAAAGAGCUACACCAAGGAUCACAUAAAUACAAGACGGUUCGUAAUCAAAUUCUCCAGGAGUAUCGCAAAAUUAAAAAGUCCAACCCUAACUACAACAAGGACAAGACUCGCUGCGAAUAUCUACACAACAAACUGGCCCACAUCAAGAAGCUCAUAUCAGAGUACGACCAGCAGCAGGUCUGACUGUGGGACCGGUGAACUCAAAAGAGAUACAACGAUGAUCCUGAGGCGGGACAGGUUCACGAUGCUGAAGCAAAGGACUGCGAAUCUUCGGCCUUCAGGGCUAAACGUAAAUUCAGAAGUCCUGCUGGAAAUGUCCCUGAGGAUGGGGAUCAUUUGUGCUGAGCAGACGUGGAACUAUAAGAAAAGCAUAACUGUAAUAUGAGAUAUUUUCCUACAAGAUGGAAGAAAUCUUUGAACCACUGGGCUGCUACUAUGGUGAACCAAUACUGCUAAGGUCAGAAGGAGUAACAAAGGUUUUAUAAACGCUCCUGAAGCUACAACUAUGUUCUCAAUUUAAAAAAUGCAAUGAGCUUUAUGUGGAGAUGAGGUGCUAAUAUAAAAAAAAAUGAUAUGUAUAUUCCUGUCAAUCAUUAUAGUAUUUUUGAGGGGUUAAAAUGGUUUAAGUGAAACCAUGUGGGUGUUUGUGUUCUGUCAGCUUCAACGUUUAGGAAAGCACGAGACAACUUCAUAAUGUACAUACCCAGACAGAAUAACUGCUGGGAAUCAUCCUGAGAAGCGACUGUACUGUAGGAUGGGUGAAUGGAGAUUGUGUCAGUUCUCCUCCGUUCACACCUGAUCUGCUCAGUAAUCACUCCUGAAAGUAUUGCCAGUGCCUGAAAUGGUUUUCUAAUCCCAGACUGGAUUCAUAGUAUUCCACCGCUGUUAUCCUUAAUGUGGAUUUCCAAGAGUACUGGAGACUGUUAUAUUAACCACAAUGUUAACUGGAAGUUGUAUUCAGGGAAUUCACAGAAUGAUAACUGUUUUUUUUAUCAAAGUACAGAAAGUUACAGACCAUUCUUACUGUAUGCUGAGAUUGCGGUUGCAUGCUUUGUGUUUUCAACAUGCAUGGGAUAGAGAAAUGUUGUCAGACUUUUAAAUAAAUUCAUUUGUCUUCA